GACAUUUUCAAAACUCAUUCGUUUUUGUCACUUCCGGUUUGGGGGAAAUUUUCCACACAUCUCUUGAAAGCACCUUCCUUAGAAGUAUUUUCUAUUGGGAAAAAUCACAGUGAAAAUUUACAAUAUUCCCUGUGGAUGUCUGAAUCCAGUGAAAUUUCUUUUAAAUUAAUUUUCUUAUGAAAUAGUCGACUCACGUAGUGCCCACUUCGUUUUCAUCCGCCAUCUUGGUAUUUCAAUCAAAAAGGUUCGACGAACGACGGCCCAUAUUCCAUUGUCUGGUGUUGAAAAACCAGAGAUAAAUUAAUAAAAUACAGUCGAAAUGGCGUUAAAAAGAAUUAACAAGGAGCUGCAAGACUUGGGCAGAGAUCCGCCUGCACAAUGCUCAGCAGGACCCGUUGGGGAUGAUCUUUUUCAUUGGCAAGCAACAAUUAUGGGACCGCCUGAUAGUCCGUAUCAAGGAGGUGUGUUUUUUCUAACAAUCCACUUUCCAACAGAUUAUCCGUUCAAACCGCCAAAAGUGGCUUUUACAACACGUAUAUAUCACCCGAAUAUAAACAGUAACGGAUCAAUUUGUCUUGAUAUACUAAGAUCUCAGUGGUCACCAGCAUUAACUAUUUCAAAAGUUUUGUUAUCUAUUUGCUCUCUGCUCUGUGAUCCAAAUCCUGAUGAUCCUCUGGUACCAGAGAUUGCCAGAAUAUACAAAACUGAUCGAGAAAAAUACAAUGAGCUGGCCAGAGAAUGGACAAGGAAGUAUGCUAUGUGAUGCGUUCCACGAGAAAAAUUGAUCCGUCAUAUAAUAAUAUUAAUGAAUCAUGGAAUAAUAUUAUUAUUAAUGAGACAACACAAAAAAGAACAACAAAAAUUGGCAUAUGAAUACGAUGAUGAUGUGAACAGCAGCAAGGAUGAUAAUAAUAUUGAUGAGGAGUCAAAGAAUUUAAUGCAAUUUUUUUCUCCGUAGAUUUAUUUUUUUUUCGUGUCCCAUUUCCAAAAAAAGAAAGAGAACUUUAAAAAAAAUCAAAUAGAGAUUGAUGAAAAUAAAUUAAUAGAAUUUUCUGAGUUGAGAAAAAAAUGCUCUAAAAAAAAAGAAUAAUAAAAUUGUCCAGCCUUUCCUCUUUUUUUUCACUUUCUCUACAUAUUUUUUUGUAAUAUUACUUUUUUUUAUAAUAUGUAGUAAACUUCUUUCCAAAAAAAAAGAAUUAAAAAAACUCAUUGAAAAAAAAAGUUUUAAGAAAAAAUAGUGAAAAAAGUCAAAACAUCCUCACUUAGUUUUAAUAGAUAAAUAAUAAUAAUAUAUUAGAUGAUGAAAAGACGAUCUUUAUUUCAUUUUCUUUUUGUUUUAGUGAGAGAGAGAGAUCUUUCAGUUGCGUAAGAAAGAUUUUUUUUAAUAGUUUAAUUUUUUUGAAGACCGGCAUUUAAGAAGAAUUAACCCUUGAAGAUUUUUGAGUGAAAUGAUGAGAAAAAAACACCACCAAUAUAUUGUAUGUAAAAAAUAAAAAAAAAAUAAUAGAAAUGGUCAAAAAUACAGAAAAAAAUGAAUUUUAGACGUGAAAAAGCUCCCCUCUGGCUAAAAAAAAAAACAAACAAAUUAACGCCUGAACGCUUGUCAUUCGUUAAUUUACCAAUUUUGAGAGUGAGAUAUGAGAAAAAAAUACUAGAAUUCUUUUUGUAUGUUAGAUACCAAUUUAUUAAGAGAAAUAAUAGUCCACGUAACAUGAACUAUUAGUUUUGUAUUGAAGAGAAAGAAAAUAGGUGAGCAAAUUAUUGCCAAAGUACCAUUUUUGUAAAAGCAUCGAAUUUUUUUUUAGUAAUUGGAUUUUUUUAAUUUUCAAUUUUUUUUGCUAAUUUUUUUUCCAAAUGUAUUCCCCGAAAGUGAAAAAAGAAAUUAUAGAUUGAUUUUAAAAGUCUUAUUUUUUUAAUUAUUGUUUUUAACGUGAAGGGAUCCCACUAAUUUUUUUUAUUUAGUUUAAUUCCAGUUUUUUCCUUCUCACCCUAUUUUUUUUACUUUCCCUUCCUGCUGCUCCUGGGCUUCGAUUCUUUUUCUUCCCAUCCCGCCUGAACUACAAAUUUCAGAAGUGGGAUUACUGUCCUACAAAUCUCAGAAGUGGGAUCAUCCGCUUCCCCUGAAGGAAAAAAUCCCAUUUUUAUCACAAAAAAUUCCUAACUAAAAAUGACUACAUAUUUCAUUUUCUUUCAAUUUAUGCUAAAAAAAAUCAUACAAUGUAAAAUAUAAAUAAAAAAAAAAUAUAAUAAUAAAAGAAUAUUAAAUAUGUAUUAGUGAUUGUGAACACGAAAAAAAUGUAAUUAGACCAUCAUUGCUCUAAAAAAAAAAGAAAUUACAUAAAGAAUCUUAUUAAUCUUUAAACAAAAAAAAUAUUUCUACUGAGAUUAAUGGAAAAAAAUCACACUUAAAAAAUUUAUCGGAAAUAUUAAAGAAAAAAAAGAGUAAUUUUAAAGUGAGUAAAAACUUUGGGUUUUUCAAUUUUGUGAAAAGAGAUUGUGAAGUGGAUUUUUUUUUGGAUGAAAAUGUAUAACUUAUUGGAGAAAAACAGUGAUUUUUUUUGUAAUAACGUUUAAUUAUUAUUUUUACAACCGCGGUACUUAUUCAAAGAGGAAACAAACUGAAGUAAAAUAAAUUUCUGAUGAAAGAAUACAAGAAGAAAAACUGAAAACUUUCGGCUUAAAUUUUAUCUGGAAUUUUUAAUAAUUAUUAUUUAUUUUUUUUUAGCAGGGAAGGCAGUAUUUGAUCUCUUGGAUAAGUUUUUCCUUUAAAGGAAUUUAGGCCACGCCCCUUUUCAGGAACUGUGGCUAGCUAAGCUUUUGAUUUUUUCCAAAAUGGACCGAUUCGAACACCUUUAACGCCAGAAAAAUUUCUGGUGAUGAAAAGGGGAUUCGAUUCCGGGACAUUUGCAUCGUAGAGUGAGCGCUUUUGGGAAGCGCCACCUAGAACCUGGUUCCUUGGGUGUGCUUCAUUUUGACGAAAAUUUCUCACAAUGUGUAGAGGCCAUAAUUUAAUUCCUAAUGGCGCUGGCACACCUUUUCAAUUGAGUGAAUUUCAUUCGAUUGAAAUUUUAGCUCUUACUCUUUCAAACUGAAAUCAGAUAUAGCUGUCUCUUUCUGUCAAAUGAAAUUUAAAAUUGAAAUUUCAAUUUUCAUUUGACAGAAAGAGACAACUAUAUCUGAUUUCAGUUUGAAAGAGUAAGAGGGAAAAUCUCAAUCGAUUGAAUUUCACUCAAAUGAAAAGGUGUGCCAGCGCCAUAAAGAUCUGAUUUCAGGAAUGGUUUUCUGAAGUCAAAUUUACUGGAAGAGGACCUUCAGAAACUGAUCUGGCCAUUCCCUUACUCUUUAUCUAAAUGAGAUACUCGUCAUCGUUUUUGAAAGCUUCACAGACGAGAUUGUAAAUCCUAAAGAAGAACUGCCGCAGAAACCGUUUCUCUCAUUCAAAUUUCCCUUAAGAACGCGUAAAUAAAAAUAGGCCACGCCCUUUAUAGCUUCAAACCGUUCUCGAUUCCCUGUCACCUUAAAAGAGUGUUCAUGUUCGAUCCUGAAAUGUUCCAAAGUGUGAUCAUGAUUCCUAAGUAAAUCCUGCCUGAAUAAGCAAUGCUCCUCAUUGAAAUUGUCCAGUAAGAAAGGGGUAAUGAGUAAUAGGCCACGCCCUUUAUAGCUUCAGGAAGUUGUUCGUACUCGAUCCUAAGUUGAUCUAAAAUGAGAUCUUGAAUCCUAAGAAAAGCUUACUUGAAUAAACAAUUUCCUUCAUUCCAAUUUUCUCUAAAAAGAGGGUAAUGAAAAAUAGGCCACGCCCUUCAUUCUUUCAAAUCGUUUUCAAUCCUCUGUCGCUACGAGAGGAUAUUAAUGCUCGAUUCAGACAUGUUCCAAAGUGAGAUCUUGCAUCCUAAAGAAACCCUUCCUGAAUAAUGUCCCUAAUACAAAUUUUCCACUAAAAAAUAGGUAAAGAGUAAUAGGCCACGCCUUUUGUGGUUUCAAUCCGUUCCCGAUCCUCUUUUGCUUCAGGAGACUGUUCAUGUUCGAUUCUGAGAUGUUCUAAAGCGAGAUCAAAAUACCUAAGGAAAACUACCUGAAUGAAUCAUUUCCCUCAUUUCAAUUUUCCAUAAAAAAGGAUAAAGAGUUAUAGGACACGCCCAUUUUAGCUUCAAACGAUUUCUGAUCCUCUGUCGCUUCAGGAGGGUGAUCAUGCUCGACUCUAAGAUGUUUCAAAGUGAGAUCAUGUAUCCCAAGGAAAACCUCCCUGAAUAAUCAAUUUUCUUCAUUUUAAUUUUCCAUAAAAAACGGGUAAAGAGUAAUAGGCACGCCGAUUUUAGUUUCAAACGAUUUCUGAUCCUCUGUCGCUUCAGGAGCGUGAUCAUGCUCGACUCUAAGAUGUUUCAAAGUGAGAUCAUGAUUCCUAAGCAAAUCCUGCCUGAAUAAACAAUUUCCCUAAUUUCAAUUUUCCAUAAAAAACGGGUAAUGAAAAACAGGCCACGCCCUUUUUAGUUUCAAGCCGAUUUUGAUCCUGUGAAACCUCAGGAGCGUGUUCAUGUUCGAUUCUAAGAUGUUCCAAAGUGAGAUCUUAAAUCUUCAGGAAACCUUGCCUGAAUAAACAAUUGUUCUUCAUUUAAAUUUCAAACGAUAGUGCGUAAAGGAAUAUAAGCCACGCCUUCUACUUUUUUGAACCACUCGUUUCUGAUUAAACAGGAAGUUUGGAACAUCGAGGAUUAUAUUUUUUACUUCUUGCUAAGCAGGAAAAACUGUACUAAUGAUUGUCUCUCAGAAGUCCUAAGUUAAGAUGCUGUAUUUAAUUCAGUUGUUUUGGCCUAGGUCUGUCUUGAGGUCGAUGCUUAAGUUUUAUCCGCAUUGAUGAGUAAGAAUUAGAAGCCUCAAACUUGUCAACUGCCGAAUCCGGCGGGCAUUUGACCGUUUGAUAUCAUUAGAUGUCACCUGUGUUUCCAUAAAUAUGGCCUACCCUUGUGUUAUGAUAGGACAACAUCAUGGCAUGAUCACUUUCCUUCUUGCACGCAUACCCGAUUAGGGUUUGAAUUCUGAGAUGCGUGAGUUUUUCACGUGAGAAACUUACGACUUUUAAAUCGUCUUUUGUAAGAGUUUCGUUAAGUUUUCAUGUUAAGUGUCAUGUGAAACACUUAAUGCACCUAAGAAUUCACAGUAUAGUUUUUACGAAAACUUCACAAAACGCUAACUAAAGGUGAUCUCAGAGCUGUGAAUUUCUCACAUGAGUAACUGACGCAUUCUCUAACUUUGUGAGAACGUGAUAAGUGCUAAAAAUGAGAAAAUACCGAAACUUGUCACUAAGUGUGAUUCAUUAUGCCCAUUUUAGUGACAUUUCUCACGAUAUUUUCGUGACACUUCUCACAGAAUGAUGGUCCAGUGACUCAAAAAUAAUUUGGAGAACAAAGUGGUCUGUCACUGGUGACCAACUCACGAAAAUUAGAGAAUUUACCUCCUGGACUUUAACGGCGAUCGCUAACAGAGAAACAGUACUAAGAGACGGACGAGAGAGAGUUAAUGACUAGACGUAGACUAGGCAAAAGGACCUGCAGGGGAAUUCUGUAGCAGUAUGACAAUGUCAUGUGAUUCAACCGACGAGAUAUUACGAUGUUUCUGUAACUUAUUUGCUACGCGAGGGCUUUCUUUCGAUCCAGGCAGUGUCAUUCAAGGCGGACCAUCUGGGAAAUAAAUCUUAAAGGAUAAUAGGCCACGCCCCUGCAUUUUCUAAAGACCGAUUGAAAGCGUAGAUAGGAGAAUUUUGCUGAUUGAAGCGACGAGUAUUAGUCCAAAUGCGUUUUCUGAUUGACUAAAUUUUUGAAUGAUUUCAACAGUUCAAGGAUCUAGUUGAUCAGAAUCAACAUAUAAAUUAGGAGGGGGAGGGGCUACUUUAAGUUGUGAAGCUGCAUUGAUAUACAGUUUUUUUUUGCAUGUUUCUGAAGGAAAUUGUUGUGGAACUAAAUAAAAUAAUUGCAAGGGCUAAGUUCCUUUGGAAAUAAACGGAAAGAUCGUACAGUAACCUCAAGGCUGCAAAUAGCUCCACCUCCUUCUACAUGGGAAUGAUACUCGGAGCUUGAAAAAUAAUUAUUAAUAGAGAAGAAACAUUAUUUAAUGGCGAAGUUAUGUACUUCUUUUUAUGCCAUUUUCUCUUAUCAUUGAGUAGAAAAGUAAUGUUACUGGAAAGAUGUAGAAUUUGUGGGCGUGGCUUAUUUGUUCGUGGGCGGGGUCUUUGAGGUCUUCAAUGCGUUGGAAUGGAAUAAGGAGGCGUCGACUUCGAGGCAGACCUAGAACAAGGUGGCUGAAUCAAAUUCAGAAUCUUGCCUUGGAGCGCCUUGGGAUCGAACCUGAACAAUCUUCCUGAUGUGGCGGAAGAUCGACAAGUGUGGGCUGCUAGUUUGGAUGUCGGCCGGUGAUUCCAAUAGGGAUAAGCGGUUGAAAAUUAUGAUGAUAAUGACCUUUAGGAAAUGAACUUCAAAUUUUCCGCAGUUUCGUCUUGAAGUUGGUCACAAAUGCUAAUGACGCAAAUGAACUUAGACUGAUCCUUAAGAAUAUUUACUCUGUAAAAUUUUGGCAGUAAAAAUAUUCUCAUGAAUCAGCCUGAGUCCAUUUGGAUCCUAAGACGGCGGUGGACCUAAGUUUGCUUUUCAAUUUAAAACACUGUAAAUGAGAACAUGCUUCAAAAAGUCCAAGGGGGCGUGGCCUAAAGUUUUCUCAAGAGGUUCAAUACAAUUUCCGCGCUAAAAAAAACCUAUAAAAUAAUCUUUUAAAAAAAUUACAGUAAAUUAGCCGGAAGAAUUUCCAUCAGUUUUGCAUCUAAUGCAAGAAAAAAAAAAACAAGUUUCGAUAAAUAAUUAAUAAAAAAAAAGAACUUGAAGAAACUGGAAAAGCGUUUUUCAUAUUCCUAUAUUUGUUGUUGGACUGCUCUAACUAAAUGUGUUGCAAUUAAAUUAGUAAUAAUAUUAUAGAAUGAAACAACUAUAAAAAAAAAGAAAAAAAGUGAACGGAUGAUAAAGGAAGGCAAAAAUAAGAAAAUAAAAAAAAGAGAAAAAUGAGAAAAAGAAUAAUUACACAACUGAAGUUCUUUUUGUAGUCGAAAUUAUUUCAAUUACAAAUAACACACAAAUUGAUUGUCUUUCAAUUUAUUCUGCAGAAGAAGAAAUAAAAAACAAACAACAUGAAAAAAAAUAAAAAAAAGAUCAGAAAAGCAGUAAUUUAAAUAAGUUUAUUUAUAUAAUAAAAACAAAAUGAGAAAUAAUACCGUACAGAUAAAAAUUAAGGUAAAAUCUACAGAAUAUGUAGCUUUGAUUUUUUUUUUAAAUUGAAUACACAUCUCUUUGUAUACAGAUAUUACAAUAUUUGCUGAGAAUUGGGCCAAUUGAGUCGUAGGAAAACCUUUUUUUUUUCUAAAGAAAAAAUAAUUAUUUAUUGUGUUAUUGAAAGAAGAAACCGAAUAAAAUUGCAUUAAACUCUC
Molecule: messenger RNA, 7465 nt
Organism: Phlebotomus papatasi
Lineage: Eukaryota; Metazoa; Arthropoda; Insecta; Diptera; Psychodidae
Gene: eff
Product: ubiquitin-conjugating enzyme E2-17 kDa
Exons: 5
Coding region: 320-763 (147 amino acids)
Biological process (GO): protein polyubiquitination; ubiquitin-dependent protein catabolic process
Cellular component (GO): nucleus
Molecular function (GO): ubiquitin conjugating enzyme activity
Source: RefSeq, a predicted model, not a curated record